Phragmites australis (common reed) is the source of this 2426-nucleotide messenger RNA. RefSeq lists its product as uncharacterized. The record is from RefSeq and is a predicted model, not a curated record. The coding region runs from base 192 to 1724 and encodes 510 amino acids. The transcript is spliced from 6 exons. NCBI's taxonomy places the organism in Eukaryota, Viridiplantae, Streptophyta, Magnoliopsida, Poales, Poaceae.
UAUAUAUCGUAUUUUUUUAUCUUUAAUAACACUAAUUUAUAGCUGAGUAGCCGAGUCUAUUUUACCUAUAUUUUUUAUCUUACUUAUGUUUUUGACUGGCUCCGCUACCGACUGCACUGGAGCGCCGUUGCAUCGGUGUCUACGUCACUCCGGCCCACUCGACAGGCUCAGCAAUCGGCGGCAGCUAAACGAUGGCGCUUCGCGCGGCUGAGCUCCGGCGACUUCUCCUACUCCGUAGCGGCGGCGAGGCGGCCCUUCCCCCUCUCGCGUGGCGCGGCCGGCCGGCGAGCACCGCCGCCCCCGCGGACAACGAGCGCGCGGGGAGGAGCGCCUACGAGGUGCUUGGGGUGGGAGAGACGAGCUCCUACGCCGAGAUCAAGGCCUCCUUCCAUCGCCUAGCGAAGGAGACGCAUCCAGACGUCGCCGCGGCGGCGGGUUCCCGCCGAUUCCUUCAGAUCCUCGCCGCCUACGAGAUCUUAUCGGAUUCACAGAAAAGGGCUCAUUAUGAUAGCUACCUGCGAUCACAGAGGCGAGUUGUGCACAAGCAUCCUAGGCCGUCUCAGUAUGUCUAUCCAAGUGGUUCAGGCUCAGGCAUUGCAUUAGCUAGAGAGAGCAAUGUUGUUGAGUGGUUGAAAUGGUAUAGGCUUACCAUUGAUGACAUUGUUACGAAGAAAAGGGUUGCGACUGGCUCAGGUUAUUUUGAUAGGCUUGAAAGUGAACUGUACACAGCAAUCCACGCUGCAUACUACGGCCCCGAUGUUGAGUCCAUGGAUGUCCUUCCUGAUUGCUUCGAAGCUGAGGAGAGGUCUGUAUAUGAGACCUCUGAGCUAUUGCACCUUGUAUCAGGCCGUGAUCUGUUUGGUAUUGUUAGUGUAGCUGAUGGCGUCCAGGAGCUCACAGAUGCUUGUCGUGAGAAGGUGGCACGUUUUGGUUUUAGAACUUCUGGGGUUAUUACAAAUGUUUCGACAAAUGCAAAUAAGGAUUCAAUAUCUGUCAAUCCUGUUGAUAGACACAACAAAGAGAUGGUGUAUGAUGAUAAUCCUCCAUCAGAUGCCUACAAGGAUAUUGAGUUGCGUAUAUGUGGGAAAGUAGUGGCUACUGCAACUAGGAGCCCCAAGUGCAAUUGCAUUGACAAAGGGGAUGUAGAAGAUCACAUUCAUGUAUAUCUUGUUCCAAAUGAAGCGGUUGCAUCUGAUUUAAUGCAAGGGAAUCUUCUCCUUGGCACAAUUACUGGGUUGGCCACCACUGGGGAGGAAGGAGCCUGCUGUGUCUAUGAUGGACACGGCAUUAAGACACAUGUAAUUAUGAAGCACAGGACAUUGAUGGUUAAACACAUGCACUGGUAUCAAGUUGGAGAUGAAGUUUCACCCUGUGAGUGUCGAUGUAGUAGGGCCCAGUUGCCACCUAGCAGGUAUUGGCUCUUUGAACCUCGUUGCUACAUGCAUGAUACUGGUGGCUGGUAUAUUGAGACAUUUGGGAGAGACAAGAAAGGGAGGACAAUUCCAUCACAAAGACAGUGGGAUAGUUUCAAUGAACAUUCUGAAAAGAGAUUGCAUCCAGCAAUGUACCUCGUCACUCUUGCUUACAGAUCUUUAGAUCUUGAGGAUGCUCGAAGAAGACAAUGGAGCAUGAGUAACUUCUUGCAAUUGCCAUUAUCUCAUAUUCAUCAGUUAUUCAAAAAAAUUCUUAAUAGGGACAAGGGGGAUGACAUGAGGACACCAUGACAAUAGUUGUUUGGCGAACUCAUUAUCCUUCUUCAGCAGCUAGUCUGAAGCUGUGGUGUCACCCUUUGUUGGUUUCGUUCCGCCUAUCUUUGAGCAAACUGUUUGUCAGUGUGGCACUGUAUAGUUUGUGAGGAAAUUAUGCAGUUUUCUUGAAAUGAUAACUGGUAAGAACAUCUUUCUGAGGCUGUGGACUGUUCUGCAUGUUUGAUAUAGAGCGUGAUGGUGGGACUUGCAGAGUAUCUGCAAUGAAAUAGCUGACCCUAUGAUGGACUGUAAGUCUGCAUUCUGCAACUACUGAACUACUCUGUUAGUCUGGUACCACCUGAAGUCGCUCUAUACAUACCAUGUGGGUCCGUUGUCUACUAAUGGCUAUAGCCUAUAGCUUCAACAGUGUGUGAGCAAAAGGCUCCGGGAACAAAAACAUGAGCCGCUUAAUACGGAAAAGAACAAAAACCUGAGAAUUGACCAAGAACACUAACAUACCAAUGACCAGGAUGGAUGGAAAAGAAAAUAGUGAAGCAAGAAGUUUAUGAAGAUCCCACGGCUGAAGUUGAAGCUUUUUAUACGAGUUGAAGCAUUUCCUUGUAAGCAUUUGGACACCGGAACCUUCUGAAGGCUACAGCUGGUUAUGGAGUCAAUUAGCUGACUUGUUAACCAUACCUCGUCAUUUACUCUUAGUUAUUUUAGUUGAUUACCACUGCA